Messenger RNA from Pipistrellus nathusii (Nathusius's pipistrelle), 306 nucleotides. The record is from the annotation of a GenBank genome assembly. Lineage: Eukaryota; Metazoa; Chordata; Mammalia; Chiroptera; Vespertilionidae.
AUGUCCCUUAGGAGCUUUGCGGCAAACGGGGAGGGCGGGGCGCUGAUCACUGGACCUGAAUCCGCCCGCGGUGACCUGCAGGCGGCCGCCCUCCGGUACCUCUGCUCCGUCGGCGACGUCUACCGUCCGAGUGAAACUUCUCUCCGUCUUGUAUGCGCUGCACAGCCGUGUCCCCGCCGCCAGGGGCUGAAUACAACAUUGAAAACAAGGAGUGCAAAAGAGGGAUCAAUACAAAAAAGUAAACAUGUCAGUUUGAAUUGUCAAGAUUAUUCCAGGGCAAGAGUUUAUUUCCAAUCACUGCUAUGA